Colletotrichum scovillei is the source of this 1952-nucleotide messenger RNA. RefSeq names its product DNA-binding protein. The transcript has 4 exons. The record is from RefSeq and is a predicted model, not a curated record. The coding region runs from base 270 to 1490 and encodes 406 amino acids. NCBI's taxonomy places the organism in Eukaryota, Fungi, Ascomycota, Sordariomycetes, Glomerellales, Glomerellaceae.
UAGCACACAGAGGUGGAAGGAAGGAUCGAGGGAGCACCUGCGUGCCUGCUUGACCUUGACCUGCCCGAGCACCCACAAACAGCAACGAGCCCCUCCUUUCCCCGCCCUGAAAAUCGACGUAUUUGUCGUCAAAAUACUUACGCCCGACACACCAACUUUGCAUUGCAUCUCUUCUCACGUUCAGUCCUUCGAGUUCUGGACCGGUGCAUCGCUAUCUCUGAGAUAUCACUUUCAUUUUCUAGUCAAUUACCCCAGAAAAUACCGCCAUCAUGUCGGAGGAGAUCGACUACACCCUCAACAACCCCGAUACUCUCACCAAGUACAAGACCGCCGCUCAGAUCUCUGAGAAGGUCUUGGCUGCGGUUGCCGAGCUCAUCAAGCCUGGCGAGAAGAUCGUCACCAUCUGCGAGAAGGGUGACAAGCUCAUCGAGGAGGAGCUUGCCAAGGUCUACCGUGGAAAGAAGGUCAACAAGGGUUUCUCCCACCCUACCACCAUCUCCCCGGCUUCAUUCGUGACCCCCUACACUCCCCUCACUACCGAUGAGGCCGAGGCUGCCACUGAGAUCAAGGAGGGCGAGCCCAUCAAGAUCCAGCUUGGUGCUCAGAUUGACGGCUUCGGCUCCAUUGUCUGCGACACCGUCGUCGCCGGUGAGAUCACUGGCCGCACCGCCGACCUGGUUCUCGCCAACUACUACGCCAAUGAGCUCCUCCUCCGCUUGAUGCUCCCCCCCGGUCUGCUCGCUUCCGGCACCGACGAGGAGAAGGCCAAGGCUGCUGCUGCCAAGGCUCCCACCCAGGCCAAGAUCACCAGCCUGCUCGAGAAGGUCGUCAAGUCCUACGACUGCAACCUGGUUGAGAGCACCACCUCAUGGCUCUUUGAGCGCAACGAGAUCGAGGGCAAGAAGAAGAUUGUCCUUGCACCCGCUGAGGGUACCAAGGGCGAUGGCACUCCCGAGAUCGGUGAGGUCUGGGGUGUCGAGAUGGGCGUGAGCUUGGGCGCUGGCAAGGUCAAGACCUUGGAGUCAAGAACUACUCUGCACCGUCGCACCACCACCAACUACGGCCUCAAGCGCCCUACUUCCCGCAAGAUCCUCUCCGAGGUCCAGAAGAAGUUCGGAACCUUCCCCUUCAGCUUGCGCCAGCUCGAUGACGAGCGCGAUGCCAAGUCUGGUGUCGUUGAGUGCGUGCGUGGCAACGUCUUCCGCGCCUACGAGGUUGUUGGCGACAAGGACAACUCCCCCGUCGCCCGCUACCUGUCGACGAUUGCCAUCACCAAGAACGGUAUCACCAAGCUCGGUGCGCCGCCCGCUCUUGACCUUGAGAAGGUCAAGUCGGACAAGAAGAUUGAGGACGAGGAGAUUCUCAAGAUCCUCGAGCAGCCCCUGUCCAGAAAUACCGGAAAGAGCAAGAAGAACAAGAAGAAGAAGAAGCCGGCCAAGAAGGCUGCUGCUGCGGGCGGCGAGGAGGAGGAGGAGAGCGAUGAGGAGUAAAGCGAUCUCAGUGUAGGAAAUGGUGAUGACUGUCAAUGAGACGAGCAAGGGGGCGGCCCGAUUCUACGCCCACAAUUUUUGUCGUGAAAGUCAAAUGCGUGAUUGUGUUCCUUGGGGCAGUCGAUGGAUAGGGCCAUUACCAGGAAGAGGCCGGAAACAGGAACGCUCGCUCUGCUUAUCCGACGCCAAAAAAAAGUUGGCUGGCUGGCUGCACGACUGCUUUUUGGAAUGCCAAGGAGAGAGCUGCUUGCUCGCGCAUCUGAAGCUUCAGCCAGCCGCCACUGCAGCCCGGGUCGUCACCUCAGUCGUCCCACCAGGAGGCACAGCAGGAAAAGCAGCAAGCAGCGUAGCUAGGAUUCAACAGCUGCUCACUGAUCCAUCCAACAGAAGGUGUUGGACUGGAUGGAAGCCUGAACUGGCGGCAAGCCCAACAAAGACAAUGAAAGUCAUCCAUCUACUCCG